AUGUCCGUGGGAGAGCUCGCGUGCACAUAUGCUUCCUUGAUUCUCCACGACGAUGGAAUCGCUGUCACUGCGGAGAAAAUAGCGACGCUGGUGAAGGCGGCGAAUCUGACGGUGGAGUCAUACUGGCCGAGUCUAUUUGCCAAGCUUUGUGAGAAAAGGGACAUUGAGGAUCUCAUCACGAACGUUGGAUCUGGCGGUGGUGCAGCCGUUGCAGUAUCUGCUCCUGCCGCCGGAUCUUCUGGCGGCGCAGCCGCAGCCGCAGCCACACCCGCCGCUGAGGAGAAGAAGGAAGAACCAAAGGAGGAGAGUGAUGAUGAUAUGGGAUUCAGUUUGUUUGAUUAG
Molecule: messenger RNA, 342 nt
Organism: Striga hermonthica
Lineage: Eukaryota; Viridiplantae; Streptophyta; Magnoliopsida; Lamiales; Orobanchaceae
Source: the annotation of a GenBank genome assembly